Messenger RNA from Gopherus flavomarginatus (Mexican gopher tortoise), 544 nucleotides. RefSeq names its product cytokine dependent hematopoietic cell linker (gene CLNK). The transcript has 8 exons. Bases 74 to 544 code for a protein of 156 amino acids. The record is from RefSeq and is a predicted model, not a curated record. NCBI's taxonomy places the organism in Eukaryota, Metazoa, Chordata, Testudines, Testudinidae.
UAUUUUAAGAGUCAACAAGAAAACUAUAGUAGAACGACCAAUAGAUCUGAAAAACAGGAAACUAACUUUGCCAAUGAAUAGAUCUUGGCCAAACAUGAAUGCAGCAAGUAAACUUGAGUUAAACCACAAAGAAGGCAAGAGCAGAAAUAUUCCUGGAAAAACAUCUAAUUUUGAUAAACAUUUUGCAAAAGUGGGUGAGGAUGAAUCAGAACAUUCACGUGAUGUACUUGAUGAAGAACAGUAUCCCUAUGAUACUGUAAAAACUUCCAGCUUGGAGGCAAUGCAUGCUUUGAAAAUUUUGCCUGCCAAACCUAUAAAAGAAUCCGAGUAUGCAGAUCAAAGGUAUUUAGGAGAUUCAGCUACUACUCACAUUUCUAGAAACACUAAAUCCUCUGUCAUCAGCCAGCCAAAGUCCUCUGACUCCCCUCGAGACUUAGGUCAAUGCAGAUAUGUUUCAGAGGAGAGCAGAGUCUCAAAUGUUAAAGUUAUGUUGUUGGCAUAUGUCAUAGAACUUUAUGGAGACAAAGUCAAGGUUUAUUUUUAA